Fonsecaea pedrosoi CBS 271.37 is the source of this 1776-nucleotide messenger RNA. RefSeq lists its product as uncharacterized. Lineage: Eukaryota; Fungi; Ascomycota; Eurotiomycetes; Chaetothyriales; Herpotrichiellaceae. The coding region runs from base 1 to 1776 and encodes 591 amino acids. The transcript has 3 exons. The record is from RefSeq and is a predicted model, not a curated record.
AUGGCGCAAGCGGCAGAGGGUGGUUCAGUACAUCUGAAUAGCCCAAGCGCGAACCAGGAGACUGUCACUCAGGGGAUGGAAGGCGCCGAUGCUGAGAUUUCCCGGGUCAAAACCGUGCAUUUCGGUUGCUUCAACGACCGGAUCCAGACAGAAGUGCAAAACCUUCAAAUUGGGCUGUCAACCCUUGAUGGUGCGAUCAGUGAGUUAACCAGGCAAUUUAGGAAGUAUAGAAAGAUAGUUAGCACUGUUGGUGAUCGCUACGGCGAUGAUGAGGCCUUGAUCAGAAAGAUCAAUGAUCUCGAGACUGGGAAUAAGACCAUAUGGAAGCAAGCUCAGGAUGAUCGGGACUCACACCGAAAGGAGAUAGCUGAGUUGAAGGAGCAGUAUGCAAAGGAAAUUCUUGGCCUUCAAGCGAUUGCGGAGGCCGGCAACCAGAAGAAAGUACAAUACGAGCAGAAAAUUCAAGAUCUAGAAGAGGAGCAUGUCCGUGCCCAACAGAAACGAGACCAGGAGCAGAAGCAGAAAAUACAGGAUUUGGAGAAAGAACAUCAACAGAAGAAGGAGCAGCUGGAAAAGGACAACGCGCAAAAGAUCGCCGACCUGGAGAAAGACCGGAAGGAGUUGGAGGAGACGGAGGCUCGGCUCAGCAAGGAGUUGCACGACCGGACAUCCGAACGGGACCGGGAGAAGGACCUACGGAUCAUGGUACAAAAGGAGUUACAAAGCGACGUGACAAAGCUGCAGGGAGAGCUUACCAGCAUCAAGAAACAGUAUCAACUGGAACAGCGGCCUUUGAAAUUCUACACGGAGGAGUAUAAGAAGCUAUUUGAACGGGUCCACCAGGUUGUCUGCCAGCACCUGACAGAUCUUCCGAAUAAAGCCUUACAGAAACCAGCGGACACAUCGGACAAAGUGUGCCAAAUAAACCCAAUCUUUAAACAAAUCCCCAUCGCCGAGUCCGAGUGUUCGGUGAUGCUGCGACGAGCCGCUGCCGAGCACAUCAUCAUUAAGUUCAUAUGUGAUACAUUCUGGCGCCCGUUUUUCUCUGAGUAUCUGGUGUCGAGCCACGUGAAUGACUCAGUGUUUCCGACGAUGCAUUUAGGCAUGGCCGAAGCUGGAAGGGCUUUUCAACAUCGGUGGAAAGUGGCCACAUUGAAGACGUUGGAUACGCUCGACGAGACGAAUAUCGCGAACGCACAGGUCGAGAUUAGGAAGCUUGUUGAACAAGAAAUCAUACGACCCUUGCAAAUUCUUGUGGACGACUCCCAGGCGUUCCUCUCUGACUUGAACCAAAUCUUCCCCCUGGCUAUUGAAUUGGGCAAAGCUGCAGAGCGCGACCAGAUGAACAUCAUUAUUGACAAGACUCCGUACGUAAGCGAACAAGAUUCGGGUGGGUGGAUCGACUGGUUGGACGAGAGCUAUGAGCCUGACUACGGGUCUGAUGAAUCUCCGUCAUCGCCAACUAGCAGCAUCACCGCGGCUAGUUUGGUCGUCCGCAAAGACCCGUUGUUGACAAGUCCCAAGAUUUUGCGUCAGGUGGAGACUAACGGAGAGAUGGAGUUGAUUCUCCCGGGUCGAGCGAUAUUCCCGGAACGGGGCAUUUUCCAGGAGGGGGCCUUACAAUGGCAGAAGAUCCGCAAUGCGUCGAGCGAAGUGGCUCGGGCGAUGAAUGGGAUGGGUCGACGACAAAGCACCAGCACGGUAGGGUUGGGGAUGAGUAUGCAAUCGCCAAUGAAGACGUCCAUUCAGUGGGGUGCCUCGAGUUUGGUUGAGUAG